AUGUCCACGGCAGUGGUUCUUGCAGCCGAAGAGGACCUACGUCUUGAUGUUUGCGAAUCCAUCGAUUGUGACUUUUACCGCUUUGUAGAUCGGCUUCGGGCAGCUUUCGUGCCCUCAGUAGAUUUUUCUAUUGCCGUCAUCAAAAGAGCCCACCGGCGACUUCAUUCGCUACUUAAAGCCAGAAGGGCGCUCGUGGAUCCCGCAGCGCAGGGGCCGUUCGCCAUAAUCCGAGAUGUGAAUGCCAGCCUUGCUUGCCCUCGAUUCUUUCUCCUGCUUUUCCUCUACUUCGUCCCUUGGCUCUUUACCUUAUGCUGCAACUUGGCGCAAUUGCUAGCGAUUUACGGGGCAUCGGGCAGAAUUGCCGAAGACUCCAACAGCGCAGUAACAGAGGCUCCAGGAGCUGGAGGCGACACCGUUGAUAACGUCGCCAUAGGACCACCUCCCCUCGACAUGGAAACGGUACUCAAUGACGAAGGGUUUUGGUUCAUUGCUGGAAGCCUCCUUAUAAAUCUUUCGGCCGUCCUUUAUCUUUCAGUGCUAACCAGCAGAUGCGCUGAAAGCUGCUUUACCAAGUGCAUGUACAGCCGCGUACACGAAGCAGUUGUUCAAUUCUGCAGCCGCAUGGUAUCCCGCACUUGGGAAGAGUCCGUGGUCGAGGACCUGGUGGAAUUCCUAGAGGCCCCUCGGAAAGAUUUUGAAAAGGUUCCAAGUGCACAGAGCAAAACUGAGCAACAACGCUCCGCUAGCAGGCAGCUGUGCACUAGAAGCCUUGGUUGUCAUGUUUUAACCCCUGCUUGGUCUUCCACGUGUUCUGCCUCCCCCUCCUCCGUUCACAGUUGCAAUCCUGCCGCGGCCUGGCUCCGCUCUUUGCUGCUUGUUGCUGCUACACAGGCCCCGUCAGUGCCUCCCCGCAGUCGCUUGCGCUCCCAAUGCCUAGCGUUGGAGCCCUUCACCCUCUCUCCAGAGACAGAAAGCUGUCCUGGCGGCUUUGGGGGCCCCUAUUACGAGCUAGAAGACCUGCGAGUGAAGCCCUUUUUUAACAGCGCUAGAGUCCGCAGGGACUCCAUCGGAAAGGAGGAGGAGAGGGCCCCCACAGAUAACAGACACGAGUGGAAUAAAUCUACGGGGAGAGAGGGGAAGGCAGUGUAUCGGGAGGGAAACGAGGGCACCGGGGCAGACGAGGAUUGCACGACAGUCUUGGGCACCGCUACUACGGAAGCAGAGAAGCAGCCAGAGGUGGAGUUAGAGAGGCAGGAGGAUUCAGUCUCGGACUGA
Molecule: messenger RNA, 1275 nt
Organism: Cyclospora cayetanensis
Lineage: Eukaryota; Apicomplexa; Conoidasida; Eucoccidiorida; Eimeriidae
Exons: 3
Coding region: 1-1275 (424 amino acids)
Source: RefSeq, a predicted model, not a curated record